AUGCGGUACUCCCUCGUCGACCUGCUCGUGGCAGCAUCAACUGCAUCUGCCACCGUGCUGCUCUACCCGGACAGUCUGCCCUCAACACUCACCUCGGAGUGCACCGGCGCGCUGGCCGUGGACGUCACAGCCUGCGAUCCGCUGGUGAGGGACCUCCGUCCUGACGUCUUCUACCCACCAACGUCCCUGACACGCAUCUGCACCACCGCCUGCUCGUCCGCCAUCGAAACAUGGCGGUCAUCCGUACUGUCCCAGUGCGGGAACCAGACCAUCUCGGCAGACCUUGGAGUCGAGGCCGCGGCUGUCUACAUCCCCGGGUCGCUGCAGUACUAUUUCCAGAACGCCUGCCUGCAGGACGACUCGGGCCGCUACUGCGGACCAGUUGCGGCCCUGGCAGCGGCCUUCGCGGAGCCCGGUAUCAGCCCCUUCAACUAUGUCACCAACACCACCGACCAGGUGCGGCCCGACGACUGCGACGUGUGUCUGGCCAACCGCCUGCGUCUGCGCGAGGGGUCGCCGUACUUCGACGGACCCCUCGCCGCCAGCCAGUCGCUGUACGCGAGCAUGACGGCGAGCUGCGGUAUCGUGGACCGCCCGGUCGUGACGACGACUAUCGACUACUUCACUGCGUCACCCGUUCCAACGGCCAAGGUGUGCGAGGGCUCGACCUACACGGUUCAGGACUCAGACGACUGCUACACCGUCUCCAAGAGCCAAGGCGUCGGCACCGACUGGCUGCUGGCCGACAACGACUUGGCGGCCUUCUGCGCCGACUUCCCCUCCGCCGGCACCGGCCUCUGCAUCGCCAAUCAGUGUACCACCGUUACCGUCCCUACCAACACGACGUGCGAGGCCAUGGCCGCGGCCGCCAAUAUCACCGAGGCGCAGUUCAAGUCCUGGAACCCCUCCAUCAGUUACGGGUGCGCCAAUCUGCCCAGGAUGAAUGGCUCCGAGGUCUGCAUCGACGCCCCCGGCCGCAAGUUCGUGGCCCCCAGCGACACCUCCGCUCUGCCCCCUCAAACUCCGACCACCACGGCUCCCAAGCCUACGGACGCGGCCGAUGGCUCCGGCGGUUCCGACAAGCCUUGCGGGCGGUGGUACUCGGUCCAGCAGGGCGACUACUGUAACCUCGUCGCCGUCAAGUUCGCCAUCACCCUCGCCGACUUCCUCUUCCUGAACCCGGCCGUCAACACCAACUGCACCAAUCUCUUCGCAUUGGAGUCGUACUGUGUCGCCGCCGUGGGCGACAUCAACACCUACUCAGGCCGCCCCGGCUACGCCACCAUCACACUCGACCCCUCGGCCCCGUUCACCGGCGUUCCCUACACGGAGCGACCAGACGCGACAAACUCCCCUUACACCCGGCUGUACACGGCUCUCCCACAGGCCACCGGCACGCGCGGCGACUGCGUCCACUACUUCGCCGGCGACGACUACCAAUACGACCUCGCAGGCUCGCCCUUCGCCAGCAACUGCGAGCUCGCCGCUCACACCUACAACGUCGACCCAGAGACCUUUGGGUUGUGGAACCCCAGUCUCGGCAACGUCUCGGACUCGGCGUGCGCUUUCGAAAACGGCGUUCGCUACUGCGGCUCGUGGUACAUCGAACACGGAGACCAAGACGCCGUCACGGCUACAACGACCGCGGGCGGCGAGGACCCGACAAACACAUCCCCCACGCCGCCGGGUCCCACCAUGUCGGGCUCACCCGCGAACUGUAACAAAUGGGCUCUCGUGACGGACGGCUUGUCAUGCACUGACAUGGCAUCCGAGGCCGGAAUCUCUCUUGAGCAGUUCCUGGCAUGGAACCCAGCUGUCUCGUCAGACUGUCUGACCAACUACUGGCUCGGCGAAGCCUACUGCGUCGGCGUUUCGGACGACGGCGCCACGACAACGACGGCGGCGGCGGCGACAACCACCGCUCCCACGACAUCGAAGGUGACGCCGCCCGGCCCAACAAUGACCGGGUCGCCCGCUAACUGCAACAAAUGGAGCCUCGUGACCGACGGCCUGUCAUGCACCGACAUGGCCUCCCAAGCCGGUAUCUCCCUCGCGCAGUUCUUGGCCUGGAACCCGGCCGUGUCCUCGGACUGCCUGACGAACUACUGGCUGGGCGAGGCGUAUUGCGUCGGUGUUUCUGGUGAGUCUACCCCCGCGUCGACGACGACCACGGCGGUGGCGACGACGACGUCGGUGACGCCUCCUGGGCCUACCAUGGGAGGCGAGCCGGACAACUGCAACAAAUGGGCUCUGGUGACGGACGGUCUGACCUGCACGGAUAUGGCGAGCCAGGCGGGGAUCACGUUGAGUCAGUUUUUGGCUUGGAACCCGGCUGUGAGCAGCGAUUGUUUGACAAAUUAUUGGCUGGGAGAGGCGUAUUGCGUCGGUGUUAGUGGCUAA
Messenger RNA from Colletotrichum chrysophilum, 2400 nucleotides. RefSeq lists its product as uncharacterized. Lineage: Eukaryota; Fungi; Ascomycota; Sordariomycetes; Glomerellales; Glomerellaceae. The coding region runs from base 1 to 2400 and encodes 799 amino acids. The transcript has a single exon. The record is from RefSeq and is a predicted model, not a curated record.